This is a messenger RNA of Lachancea dasiensis, 504 nucleotides long. Lineage: Eukaryota; Fungi; Ascomycota; Saccharomycetes; Saccharomycetales; Saccharomycetaceae. The record is from the annotation of a GenBank genome assembly.
AUGAGCGAAAAGCCUGUCGAGAAACCCGCUGCUCGUUUCGUCAGGCAGUUCCAACAACAAGAUCUGGCAGACAGUCCCGAUUAUGCGCUUUUAAACCACACCAGAACACACCUCAACAGCCGCGUUCUGCAGAAAAAAUACCUGACAAAACAGCUGCAGCUGCUGUACACGCAAAUAGACAAGACACGCAACUACCAGGAGUUUGUCGACACGCUGGCGCGCAACCGCUCGCUGCUGAGUGACAUCUUUCGGGUGGAGAAGGACGGUCACGUGGUGCAGAGAAGAGCUGGCGCUGUUUCCGCCGGCAGUGGCAAAAGCGUCGGCAGUGGCCAGCGAAGAAGGGGCGUCUCCGCAGCCCUGGCUGCGGCCACGAGCACGCACGGUGUUUUGAUCCCCAGCGUGCCCUGGCAUCAAUACGGAGUGGAUGUCGAACAGUAUCUACUGGCAAGCGACGAGAGUCGCGACUUGGUCCACCAGAGCGGAUGGGUCUUUCACGAUAUGUAA